CCGAAGAUGGCGUCCCGCGAUGAAGCAGGAAAACCGAUUUCACAUUCACUAAUGUUUCUUUCGCGCAGGUUUUGAGCGGAUUCUUUCACUCUGAAGAGGACUGAGAACAAUUUCGGUGAUUAAAGACAGAGCAGAUUCUCUAAAUGGCUGCGAGGAAGUCUGGAUCAGAUAUCCACAACAAUGGACCCAUCAGCUACCUUGAUGACGUUCCCUUCAAGCUUAAUGAAAAGUUUCGCUGCCCAGCAAAAGUGGGACUACCGAUCGGCUUCUGUCUGCCGGACUGCAACACUUUACUGUCAGAGAUGCAGUACGACUUCUCUCUGGAAAAGCGUAGUGUGUGCUGGGGAGACGAACUGGCCAAAGCACGGGCUUCUGAGGCUUGGGAAGCUGAAUCGAUUCUGGCGGAGUCUGAGAAAGACAGGCAGGCUGCCCUACAGGACUCUGAUGCUGGGCUAGCUGGUGGAAAGAAAGCCAGAUCUGCCGAGGAGCAGGACCUCCUUCCUCCGGCGCUGAACCCAGUCCUGGCGGGACUACGGCACAACGCCAUCCUGACACCGCUUCCUGCGCCGAGCUUUGGUCCAGCGCAACCAGCAGCUAGCAACCCGGCUCCUCAAAGCCUUAAUCUGGCUGAUUUCGAGCGUGAAGAGGACCCCUUCGACAAGCUGGAACUCAAAACUAUAAAUGACAAAGAGGAGCUUCGCAGUAUCCUCCAGAGCCAGCCGCAGUCGUCCAUGUCUGUUUCAGCUUCUGAUCCCUCUACCCAGGAACCAAACGACACACCACAUGUGCAGUCCAAAACAGCCAUCUUCCAUAAACCCAAUGGGCUGGUGGGACUGCUGGACUUGAAACAGCCUGGUCUUGGGGGUAUGGGAAGCCCCACUGGGCAAAUGGACACUGGACGCCCGUGCAACAUUCGCUCACUGACUUUCCCCAAGCUGUCAGACCCGGGCGAUUCUCCCACAGACCCUCCCUUUAAUCUAUACCCAGCAGCACCACCACAAUCCCGCAGCUUACCUAAUGGUACCCCACCAUCCCUGGUCAGAUCAACACCACACACUAGUGCUACUCUGGCUGUAGAGUUACCAGGUCACGCUCACAAUGGAAUGCCAAAGCAGUCGAACCCGGCCCCUGCAGCCGGCGCUCCUUCAUGCACGUCGCAUGCGGGCGGAGCUUUGAACAGCCUCUCGCCCAGCGAGCGCCAGUGUGUGGAGACUAUAGUGGGAAUGGGCUACUCUUACGAGGGGGUUCUUAGAGCCAUGCAGAAACAAGGCCAGAACGUCGAACAGGUGCUGGAGUACCUUUUCGUUCACAGUCGACUGUGUGAACGAGGCUUCGACGCCACAGCAGUGGAAGAGUGUCUGGAGAUGUACCAGUGCUCUGAGGAAAAGGCUCUGCAGUUUUUACAGCUGAUGUCUCGAUUUGGUGAGAUGGGCUUUGAGAAAGACGCCAUUAAAGAAGUCCUGUUAAUGCACAAUAAUGACCAAGACAAAGCUCUGGAGGACUUGAUGGCUCGCACUGCUGCAAGCUGAACCAGAGCGGUCUCGCCCUAGAGCCACUCCCCCCGCUUCCUUACCCUUCAACACUGCAACCGCUGAGAGACAGGAAGAGCAAGCAUGUGAAGGAAAUAAAGGUGGGGUAUUUGCUAAGAGUGUCUCACACAGGACCACUGGACACACAUCCCUUAAAUCAUGCCCUUUGAGGUCGAGUUUGAUUGGACCAUUCAUCCUGUCUUAUUUCUGACCUUUUAAGUAUUGUUCGUGCGAUUGUGGGCAGGAGAAGACAGCGCCAUCGUUCCUUCUUUAUCGCCACGGAUGGCAAGGGGGCUUUUGGUGGUGCUGGAAAGACGGAGCUGGGGGGAACCCAGUGUGAGCGCGGCUCUACGGGACACGGACUCUGCUACUGCGCUGCUAUCUCUCGCUGCUGGACGCAGACUAUUUAAUUCGAUGCGAAUCUAAUACACACCCGUGUCAUGUCUGAACAGACACCUGAAAGAAGUGCCCUUUCUGUUCUUGCUACUGACUGGCUUCAUUUCUUUGUUCUGUCUCUGCUGUUUGUUUGUUUAAUCAAAUGUGCAGCUGUUGAGCUGAUAAACCAGACAAAACCAGAUUUUUGUUCAUUCUGUCUUUAAAAAAAAAUCAGUUUCUUUGCCAUGUGAAAUAAAUCCAUUAACAGAACUAAUGACCACAGUGCAUGUUGGAGGAAAAAUGACAUUUAAGAGACAGGAAACCUGGAGCCGAAGGGCUAGAUGACACAAGCACAUAGAAUUAUAAAUAUUAUUAUAAAACUAUUUCAAUUUGUUGAAGAUCACUUACUUAUAUCUUCAGUCUGUAAUAAAGACUUGGAAAAUCUCUACCAUAAGUACUUUACAUUAAAA
Trichomycterus rosablanca is the source of this 2374-nucleotide messenger RNA. It is a transcript of the gene ubap1, whose product is annotated as ubiquitin associated protein 1. The record is from RefSeq and is a predicted model, not a curated record. Gene Ontology annotation, cellular component: ESCRT I complex. Gene Ontology annotation, biological process: ubiquitin-dependent protein catabolic process via the multivesicular body sorting pathway. The transcript is spliced from 7 exons. Gene Ontology annotation, molecular function: ubiquitin binding. Lineage: Eukaryota; Metazoa; Chordata; Actinopteri; Siluriformes; Trichomycteridae. Bases 144 to 1529 code for a protein of 461 amino acids.